AUGCCACCGAAAACCGUCGCUACAAUCAACUCUACGGGCAGACAGGCCGCUUCUUUCAUCCGAGCUGCGUCUGCCGUCGGAUGGCAUGUUCGUGCUCAAGUCCGACAAAAUGAGGGCCUAGUGGCCGAGGAGCUCUUCGGUCUGGACAAYGUCGAAUUGAUCGAAGGUGACCUUACCGGACCUAAUCGAAAUCAACUCCUCGCUCGCCUCUUCACCGGAGCCAAGAUUGCUUUCAUCAAUACUACGCACUGGGGAGAUGAGGUUGCCAUUGGAAAAGCUUGUGCCGAUGCCGCCAAGAAAGCUGGUAUAGGCCAUUACAUCUACUCCAGCAUGCCGGACCACUCUUCUUUUGACCAAGAUUGGAAAGCGCUGCCAAUGUGGAUGACCAAGUUUGCAAUCGAGAACUAUGUGAGACAGAUUGGCAUUCCUGCUACCUUUGUUUACACCGGAAUGGAGCUACAAGACGAUGGAAGCUUCGUAUGGCAGGCGCCCUUCCACCCAAAUGAUCCCUUACCUUGGCUGGAUGCAGAGCAUGAUGUCGGACCAGCGCUGCUGCAGAUUUUCAAAAUGGGUGCAAAUCACUGGAAAGGACAGAGGGUAACAUUGGCGUUCGAGAAGCUAUCGCCGGUCCAAGCAUGUGCUCGAUUCUCGCGGGGUGUUGGAAGACCUGUUAACUAUGUUCACGGCCCAAUCAAUAUCGAUGUCAACAUCCCGAGCGGGUAUCGAGAWCAUCUUGAGAUUCUACAAGAGACUCUGGGAACAAAGCGUGCGCCAUACUUUGGCCCAGAUUUGGAGUAUCCAAAGGAAGGACGAGGCAUAUGGGAAGGACAUCGUGGCCUUGAAGAGUACGCACGCGAAGUUUUCCCUAUCGAGGAGUACGCGAAUGGUCUAAGAUGGAUGGAAGAAGGACGAAGUACUGGUCCUGGAACACCCAGCGUGAUGGACGAAGACGAGCGGCUCACCGAUGGCACACCCAUGACACCGGCAUUCGUUGCGCCCCUCCACAUCUCCGGCGCAUUAGCGCCAAGUUCACAUCCCGAAGGAUUGCAAGGAAACUUCUUCGUCGGGUCAUGCUGA
This is a messenger RNA of Ramularia collo-cygni, 1077 nucleotides long. Its product is annotated as related to nitrogen metabolic regulation protein. The transcript is spliced from 4 exons. The coding region runs from base 1 to 1077 and encodes 358 amino acids. Lineage: Eukaryota; Fungi; Ascomycota; Dothideomycetes; Mycosphaerellales; Mycosphaerellaceae. The record is from RefSeq and is a predicted model, not a curated record.